AUGGGCGUCGAGGCGUACCGGGGCGUAUCUGCGACAACACUCACUACGGAACGUCGCUGUGCGACGGCACCUUUUGGGGUGGUUCUGGACGGCGAGCGCAUCUCGGGGACCAUCCCUCCGCACACGAUCAACAACGCCCGGGCGGGGCUGGCGAAACUCCACCUGGACAACAACGAGAUCUCGGGGACCCUCCCUCCGACGACGGGCGAACUCUCAAUUUUGCAGCAGCUUCGGCUGUCCAACAACGAUCUCUCGGGCAUCAUCCCUCCGCACCUGGGCGGCAUCUCGGGGUUGAACCAGCUUUGGCUGUACAGCAACAAGAUCUCGGGCACCAUUCCUCCGGGCAAGCUCUCGCUGCUGCAGCAGCUUUGGCCGUCCAACAACGAGAUAUCGGGCACCAUCCCGCCCGAGCUGGGCGGCAACUGGAGCUGGGAUAUCUCUGCCUGUACAGACCUCUCCGGCACCGUGCCGUCGCAGCUCAACAACCUGCCGCUCACUGCCUGCAGGCUGGGCCGCAAUCUCUUUGCCUGCCCCCUGCCCGCCCUUCCCGAUUGCUGCCUCUCGAGCCGGUCGGCGGCUUCGACGCUGGGCGCAGAUCCCGUCGAUGCCGCCCUCGUACUCGAGGUUGGCGACACGCUUGUCUUCAUCUACCAGCUGUGGGACUGCGACGUGUGGAGCAUGCCCUCCAGCGCAUGCGACUUUGCCGCUGCCGGGUUCGAGUACGGGCCAUACCAGCUGGCGGGAUCCUCCCACGGCGGAGGCACGGGCGCUGGAGCGUGGAACCGAUUCGAGUACCCGAUGACGGACGUUAUGUAA
Messenger RNA from Emiliania huxleyi CCMP1516, 816 nucleotides. RefSeq lists its product as hypothetical. The record is from RefSeq and is a predicted model, not a curated record. Gene Ontology annotation, molecular function: protein binding. The coding region runs from base 1 to 816 and encodes 271 amino acids. The transcript has 4 exons. NCBI's taxonomy places the organism in Eukaryota, Haptophyta, Isochrysidales, Noelaerhabdaceae.